Molecule: messenger RNA, 2250 nt
Organism: Symbiodinium natans
Lineage: Eukaryota; Dinophyceae; Suessiales; Symbiodiniaceae
Source: the annotation of a GenBank genome assembly
AUGGGCACCUUCCGCAUCUUCUCUGACCGGUCGGCUUCUGACCUCGACGCCUUCGAAUGGAAUCCCACCAUGGACUUGCUGGCGUGCCUCACCGCGCCGCCGGACUCGACCAUGAGUAUCUACCGCCUGCUCUCGGAGGAUCAAAGCCCAAAGCUGCUCUCCGAGAAGAUCACUGGCGUCGGCUCCGCCUUGGCCUGGUCUCCCUGUGGGAGGCGCCUGGUUGUCGGAGAUCGCCUGGGUGGUGUCGCCAUCUACGACGGUGAGUCUGGGGCGGUGCUCCACGCCCGGCGCUCCCACACGGAGGCUGUGACCGCCUUCUGCUGGGUGGAGUGCGGUGCUGGCUUCGAGGAUCCCGCUUGGUUGCAGCUCCUGCCGCCUCUGUUGUCAGUUCCCAGUGCACCGAGCAACAUGUUUGCGGAGCCACGUGAAGAAGUGCUCAGCUCCCCUGCUGGGCUUACGCUUCUGGCCUCUGUCGAUGAGGGUGGCCACGUGGUCAUCGCAGCUGGGGGCACCUUCCCGGUGCAGGUUCAGGACUUGCCUUCGCUGCGCCCCACGGCCAUACAGCUGUCACCUGACUGUCGCUGCCUGGCGGUGCUAGGUCACCCUCGCCCGUCGGAAUCAGGUGCUGCUGCAUGUGAUUCCCCAGGUACACCUUCCCUGCUGUCUCCAAGGCAGAGCCCUGCCAAGGAGGACAAGGCUGGUAAAGCCUCAGGUCUGACGGUGAUGGUCCUGGACGUCCGGAAGUUGGCCAUCCGUCGACGGGAGCUCGCUCAAAGUGCUUCGCUGGUGGAACGGUUGUCUGCUGUGGCAGCUUACGCCCAGCAAGCGGUCGACACGCUGGCGAAUGUCUGGCGGAGUGCAGCCAGCACCUUCGUGAACAAGAUGAGGGCCUUCUUCGACUGUCUCCAAGCCUACUCGGGAGAUCCUGACACUGACGUCCAUUCGGAGCUAUUGUUCACCCUCUGCACAGGAAACCCUUCGGACGCCUUGCAUGCCUUCUUGACUCGGCAGACGACGCCACAGCAACUGUCGAGAAUUGAGAAAGGCAUCAUGCAGGCGCUGGACUAUGUCGACCUUGUCACGUGCACGCGCCUCCAGGUGGCGGUGCAGCACCUGUUAGCCAUCCUCCAGGACCUGAAGGCAUGCAGCGGCCGGCAGCGCUUCAAGACCAUUGGCUUGGAUUUAGAGCUGCUGCUUCAGCUCGAAGUGCAAACUCUCCGCUUCGCUUCCUUGAGCGAGCACCUGCUGCUGGAGUGUUCACAAGCCCGCUCCUUCGCCCGGACGCUGUUCCAGCUGCUUCUCUUCCAGGCCCAGAAGCUCACAGAGAGCGCCGAGGGUACACCAUCGACUCGGCCCGACAACCGGGGUGCGACUGCCAGCGUUGCGUUGGGAACCAAGAACGAAGACGUGGAUUGCUUCGUGGCCGCCAUGCGCGGCCGCCGCUCGCUGGAGUUGGAGGAGGUGUCCCAACGAAUCGGCAAGCCGCAGGCUAAGCCAGAAGCAAAGCCAGAAGCGACAAGCGAGGAGUCCUUGGUGGCGCAGCUGGCGAUGCUGGCGACGACCGCCGAAGGCCUGGGACAGCGACUUUGUACCACCAUGGCCCGGCAGAGCUGCAAGUUGGCCGAGAGGCAUCUGGAGCUGGCACCCCCGUGGCGGAGCCUGCGGCCAGAGCUUGCUUGGAGUGACGUGCCCAGCCCUCGUGGCUUGGGGCGGCCAGUGGUGCAUAUGGUUUGGGAGGAUCGUGUUCGCCAGGAAGAGUUGGCCGAAACCCUGCGCGAGGGACUGCGGUUGGUCUGGUGCGAUGGCACCGACAUGGGGGCGCAGCUUGUCCUUGCACGGCUUCACCUGGAGGUUGGGAGAUGUGGAACAGCCAUCCAGCCAGAGCUGGAAAUGGCCAAGCUGAGUGCUAAUACUUCCGGCUCAGGGCACUUGCUCCUCUGUCGCAGCUAUGAUGCUGCGCGUGUGGCGGUCCUUCUGCAGGACGGCAAGCUGAUGACCACGCAAGUGUGCUUGAUUGACCUGAGCGCGAUUCCGUUCCGCAAGGAGCUGCCGGUGCCGCUAACACUGUGGACGGAGCUCCCGCAAGAUGCAGUGCGCCAAAGUGAGCCGCUGCCAGAGAGCUAUUGGUGGGCAUCCUCGAUGCGUGUCAUGAGCCAGCGGGGAGUUUGUUCAGUUUAUUCUUCGAGGGCCAGGCGGCUGCUCACGCUGGACAUGGAGGCAGAUGAGGAUGAUAUGGAAGACGACCCAUGA